Aspergillus pseudoviridinutans is the source of this 333-nucleotide messenger RNA. RefSeq lists its product as uncharacterized. The record is from RefSeq and is a predicted model, not a curated record. Lineage: Eukaryota; Fungi; Ascomycota; Eurotiomycetes; Eurotiales; Aspergillaceae. Bases 1 to 333 code for a protein of 110 amino acids. The transcript has a single exon.
AUGGACGGAAAGACAACAAUCAUCGUCAAGGCAGUCGUGAUCCCCCUCGGAUUCCUCGUCCUCAUCCUCAGCAUCACCGCGAUUUUCGUCCUCAAAUGUCGCAUGGACCGCAAGAAAGAUGAACGGGAGAAUCUUAACUACUCGUUCGCGCCUUAUGAGCAAUGGCAGACUCCUCAGCAGCCUGAUAACCAACAAUGGCAGGCUGCCCAGCACUCUCACAAUCAAUGGCCUAUGAAUCAAUACCCGACGGCGUCGGCGCAGAUGGAGAAACCGGUACCGGUUGCAUAUCCAAUACAGUAUCAGAGUCGGCUUGACUCGAAGGGUCAAGUUUGA